Molecule: messenger RNA, 3462 nt
Organism: Seriola aureovittata
Lineage: Eukaryota; Metazoa; Chordata; Actinopteri; Carangiformes; Carangidae
Product: proton channel OTOP3-like
Exons: 7
Coding region: 208-1941 (577 amino acids)
Biological process (GO): proton transmembrane transport
Cellular component (GO): membrane
Molecular function (GO): proton channel activity
Source: RefSeq, a predicted model, not a curated record
CAUGACCACACCCACAGCAGUGUGGGAAGGCGGAUCAAGACGACUGCAGCAACUUUUAUAUGCACGUCUUCACAUGUUGAACGUUUCAGCUGAAGUGCGACGGCUGAGCAAACUGAGGGAAAACUCUGGAACCUGAAUGGAAACAAGAAGAAGAAGAAGGGUCAAAGGAAGAGAAGAGAGUCUUUAGAAGGAAUAAACAAGGUGAGUAUGGAUCCUGAUUCUGGAGCCACUGAGCUCGAUUCCUCCUGGGUGACUCCAGGAAGUCCCUCCAGAGAUGAACCGGACAACCAGACUCAGGACCAAGAGCUGGAUCCGGUGCUGGUUUGGGUUCCCAGCGGGAGGCGUCUGAUCUCUGGUCUGCUUGGGAUGAAUAUAGUCCUGCUGGGGGCGGCUCUGGUGGCAGGUCAGACCUUUAACCCAGAGGGCCUGAAGCACCAGGAGCCCCUGGUGUUCAUGCUGCUGCUGAUGGGGGUCAGUCUGAUCUGGAUGCUGUGGUAUCUGCUGUGGGCCAGGAAACAGCCAGGGGUCUGCCCACAUAAAGACCACCAUGCUGGGGGAAUCACUGUCAUCUUGGUCCUGAUACUUUUUGCUGCUGCCAGUCUGCUGCUGUACAUCUGCAGGAUUGGUUAUUUGCUCAGUGUGAGGGAGUGUAAUCCUGCUGCUAAAGUGCUCUCUCCAUUCGUAGAGGCUCCCUUUCUCGUGCUGCAGACAUAUUUACUGUGGGCUCACUCCAAAGACUGUAUUCACAGACACAAGAUAAUCACCAGGUCCGGGCUGAUGGUGAUCCUCUCUGCUGACCUGCUGCUGUGGCUGAACUCAGUCACAGAGGACUCCAUCCACGAGGAGAUCGAGUUAGAGAAGGAGGAUAGUCUUCACUUCAGCAACAUAAACUCAUCUGAAGCAGACAUCUCUGAUUUUGAAGGUAAUUCGACCUUGUGUCAGUGUAGUACGAGUGCAGCCUGCCUCGCCUUCAGGAAAGGCUUCGAGAUCCUUUACCCCUUCAACAUCGAGUACUACUUGAUGGCGGGCUGCAUGAUCUACGUGAUGUGGAAGAACGUGGGGCGCAGGACGGGUCCAGGUCACCACGUUGGUCAGAAGCUGACCCUCCGUGUCGUCUACCAAGGUGGGAUCAUAUACGGCCUCGUGUUCGGCGGCCUGGUCCUCGUAGUGGGAGUGACCGUCUUCAUUCUCUACCAGGUGUGGGUCAGCCAGCGGCAGCUUCGCCUCACCGCCUUCCUCAUAUUUUACGGCUACCAUUUAGCCGUCAUGCCCGUCAUGUCUUUCUGCUCCCUGGCUGGGAUGCUGGUCCACAGGCUGGAGAGGAGAGCGCAUGAAGGGGGACACAACCCUACUCGGAGCCUGGACGUGAUCCUCCUGGUGGCAGCAGCUCUGGGCCAGCUUGCCCUUUCCUACUUCUCCCUGGUGGCGGCCCUGGCUCUGGGGACUAAUGCUCCUCUGGCGGACCUGGAGCUGUCCUACUCCCUCCUCAGCCUGCUGGAGCUCAUCCUCCAGAACAUCUUCAUCAUUGAAGGCCUCCACAGGCACCCGAGCCUGCUGACCAAGAAGAAAGAGAGGGAGAGGAGCAGCAUUUUUAAGCCAAAGAAAAAUAUUACCACGCCAACACAAGAGGAGAAGAGGGCAACAACUAUUUCACUGCUGGAGGGAAACACGUCAGCACCCCCUGCUGUUCAGGAGCAUCAUGGGAAGGAGCCCUGGAGCAAAAGAGCGAUUCAAGAAAUCUGUGCUUUCCUCAUCCUUUGUAAUAUCAUGCUGUGGGUCAUACCUGCUUUCGGAGUACACCCCCAGUUCGAGAACGGCCUGGGGAAGCAGUUCUUCGGCUUCAGCACCUGGUUUGUUCUGGUGAAUCUGGGUCAGCCGCUCAGCGUCUUCUACAGGAUGCACUCAGUGGGAGCUUUGAUGGAGCUGCUCAUCUCUGCAUGAUGGGCAGCCGCGGCCUAACACUGACUGUCUGACUGCUGAGACGUUCAUAAAUAAUUUAGUUUAUAUACAUUAUAUGGCCAAAAGUACUUGGACAUCACUGAGCACCUUUAGGAUGAACUGGAACAUCAACUGUGAGCCAGACCUUUCACCCAACAUCAUAGCUGAACUUCACUAAUGCUUUUUGAGUGGAUUAGAUGUUUUACUUGAGUAAAAAUGCUAAUACAGCAAUGUGAAAAUAGCCCAUUACAAGUGAAGGUCCAGCAAAGAAUCGAAGUAAAAGUCCUCUGUAUCUGACAUGUGAUAAUAUUUGACAUUAAUAGAUUGUUGAUUCUGACACCACAUUAGUGCUUCUCCAGCCAGUUACUGUUAUUGCCGCUCGGGAUGGAGCUGGUUUUACACACAUUUUAUAUAAAGUUAGGUAGUUUAGUCUUGUAGUUCCCAACCCAGGGUUCAGGCCCCUCCAAAGGCCAGCACAUAAAUCUGAGGGGUCCUGAGAUGAUUAAUAAGAGAGGAGAGAAGAUACACAAUAUUAUAUUAACCUUUUAGGAGAUAGAUAGAUAGAUAGAUAGAUAGAUAGAUAGAUAGAUAGAUAGAUAGAUAGAUAGAUAGAUAGAUAGAUAGAUAGAUAGAUAGAUAGAUAGAUAGAUAGAUAGAUAGAUAGAUAGAUAGAUAGAUAGAAUAUUCUCUUUAUUGCGAAAUAUUGAGCAAUUUUACCGCUGUGGGCCUCAAAAAUGUAUUUAAAUGAAACCAUCUGAAAUGUUUAGAGGGGAAAUCACAUUUGAAAUAUGACAAGGGUUCUGAACCUGGCACUGCUAAAAAGCCAGAAAACACUGUAUUUUAUUUGUAUUUUAUCUGUAACUUGUAACUACAGCUGUCAGAUGAAUAUGGUGCAGACAAAAUGUACAAUAUUUCCCCGAGAUGUAGUGAAGUGAAAGUAUAAAGUAAGAAAAUACACGUAGAUUAUAAGUACCUCUAAAUAGUGCACAAGCCCAUAACUUGGGAAAAUGGAGACUGUUACCGUUGACCGCUGCUGAAUGGAAGCAAAUCCCUGCAGCCAGGUUCCAAAAUCUGGUGGGACGUCUUCUCAAAAGUGAGACACCAAAUGAUAACACAUGAGUUUAAAUAACUUCAUCUGAGCUCAAACUGAUCAGUUUUUUAUUUUGACAGGAUUCAAUAUAAUAUUCACAUCUGUAAGCGGGUUUCUUGUUGUUUCAGCAACAGAAAACAUUUUGUCUGUCAGGACGUGAGAGAAAAGUCAGUGGUCCUCCACCGCACUGAGUUUCAGUCUCAAUUAAGACCAUGUGUAGUUUCUUUCAGCACAAUGUGAAAGGCUUCAGCGUCCUUCAGUCUACAGUUUCCAGUAGUUCACAUGUGGCAAAGAGUUUUAAAGAUAAACGGAAAGUGUUCUGUGUGUUCUGAACAUGUCAAAAACACAACACAAACCUACGUGCAAAACCUCCACAAACUAUCUUUUUGGCAAAGUGAAUAAUUAAAUAUUCAAUAAAUCACGUCUCAUGAUUA